Molecule: messenger RNA, 1220 nt
Organism: Nicrophorus vespilloides
Lineage: Eukaryota; Metazoa; Arthropoda; Insecta; Coleoptera; Silphidae
Exons: 7
Coding region: 1-1218 (405 amino acids)
Source: RefSeq, a predicted model, not a curated record
AUGGAUUUACAAGGUGACAGUGUGAAUAUUCGUCCGAGAAGGUAUACNNNNGCCAGAGAUAGACCACCCGUAGAGGGUUUGAAAAAAUUUGCUUUCAACUACAAGAAUUCCGUUGGUAAAUUGCAAUUGGACAAGUUUCGAUAUGACAAGAGACCUUUAACAGAUCCUAGAUUUAGGAGGGAACGGACAACAUCGCCAAAGAAAUCUUUACAUUCUCAGUCCGACUGCUACUUUACGACUACCGCCAAAGAUCAACGACCAGUUUCGCAGUCGGCACCAACGUUUUCUCCUGCUAAAAAGAUGGUUCUCGCAAAUGCAGAGAAAAAAGGGGAUGUUCCUUUGGUGGAGGUAAUCACUACUACAAACGAAAGGUCCACCUCGACUUCUCACGCAGUUCAGGAUGUCGCCAUUGCAACGGUCACUAAAUCUGGAAGUGCUGGAAAAAGUUUCAACGACAAGAGCAUCAACAAUACCAUUUCUGACAAGUUCGUUAGUAUAAAUAAUAGCGUUUACGACCAGGACAACAAAAGUCUGACACUAUCAUCGCACAAAUCAAAUAACAAUAAAAAACGGAAGUUUGAUUGGAAUGGGCGCAAAGUAAAUGUGAACUAUAUCUCGAAAAGUACUUAUUUGGAGGACCCACGUCUGCUCGCUAAAUAUGCUAAUCUCUUUACUAAUUCUGGUCUGAAAAAAACAAAGAGUUCGAUGACGAUACCAUUCGCAGUAGCAAAAAUGCCCGAAGGGUUUUGCAUGUGCAUGAAGUGCUCCUGCGUCAAAAACAAUUCUUAUGACUAUGAUGGAGCUACAGAUAUUGGAAGCGCUUCUCUUGUUCUGCAUAGAGAUGAACUUCUGAAACAACAUUUUGCUGGUUAUCCAUAUUACAUGUGGAUUUUCUAUACGAUUGGAUGCAUGUGUGGUUUGUCACUUGUGGCCUUGCUUGCUUGGAUACUGUCAAAUGAUUUUCUGUGGAGUUUCGUCAAUAAACCGGAGCCAGAUCGGAAACAAUUUUCAAAUAAUCUCGUAAAUUACUUGGCUGGCUCUUUCCUUUAUGGCAUAAAUUAUUUUAUUGGAAAUUUGUACAAUUUCUUUGUGCUUCCGGUGAACGUUUGUAAUGCAUACAAUUUAUCAAUAUUGACUGUAGUUAAUUGCAGAGAAACGCAGUUUUUAGACAACAAGAGGAUCAACAUUCGUGGAUAUUUAAUGGAUAAAAUUGAAUAAAU